AUGCCUCUGGUGUGUAGGCAGCUUGGCUGCGGAAAGGCAGUAUCAGCCCCAGGCAAUGCUUAUUUUGGGAGUGAAUCUGGGACUAUCUGGCUGGACAACGUUAACUGCAAUGGGGAGGAGAAGCUCUUCACUGAGUGCUCGCUGCAGGCUUGGGGAGAGCACAACUGCAGGAACAGCGAGGACGCAGGCAUUGUGUGCUCAGGUUGGCCCAAGGACUGCAGUGAGGUCUCCGCUGGCAGCCCCAGUGGCAUCUACAUCAUCCAGCCCACAGGGCUGCAGCCCAUCGUGGUGUACUGUGAAAUGAAUGUGACGGGCAGGGGCUGGAUGGUCAUCCAGAGGAACCGGCAGAGCACAGAGAUCACCUGGGCUGAGUCCUGGAGCACCUACAAGUAUGGCUUUGGGAAACUGCACACCAAGUACUGGCUGGGCACUGAGUACAUCCAUCAGAUCUCCAGACAGAAGCUCUACCAGGUCAGGUUUGUCAUCUGGGAUGCUGCAAACAACACCAAGUUUGCAGACUACAACCUCUUCAGCCUGGAAGAUGAGUCCCACGGCUACCGGCUGAGGCUGGGAACGUACUCUGGGUUGGCAGGGGACGCCAUGACCACAAACAGUGCUUCCACUGUGCACGACAACAUGAAGUUCUCUGCUAAAGAUCUGAAUCAGGACACUUACAGUGGGAACUGUGCCUCCAGCUACGGUGGCGGGUGGUGGUACUCUGUACGGCUGAAUGUCAAGGGGGCCAUAACAUGGGGCAGCCUGUGUAAUGGGAACUGCAAAGCUUCUGCCAUCUUCAUCAAACCAGCUUCCUACUGCUAGUUGCAUUUUCAUUUCCUUUCUGUCCAACCUGAGGCUAACUCUGUCUCUGCAAAGAGGUGGAAAAAGGCAAAACAUGUCACGGCCAAACCCGGUGUCCUAGAGGGUCUUUGUUGAGGUUGGCCAUAUCCUACCUACUGAAGAAAAUAAGGCAUUUCCCACUUCUUCUCUCUCCUGUAGAUUCCCUCUACUCCUCAACUGUGCCUUUAUCCUUUUGUUCAGAGUCAGAUCAUUUUAAUUAUGUUAAUAAUCAGAACAGUCUCUUGCAAAAUCUGGAGUUUCCAGAUCUGUAGUGUGCUUCAUAUAAAAUGUGAAACAGCCAACCCA
Molecule: messenger RNA, 1143 nt
Organism: Aquila chrysaetos chrysaetos
Lineage: Eukaryota; Metazoa; Chordata; Aves; Accipitriformes; Accipitridae
Product: fibrinogen-like protein 1-like protein
Exons: 2
Coding region: 1-819 (272 amino acids)
Cellular component (GO): membrane
Source: RefSeq, a predicted model, not a curated record